Mya arenaria is the source of this 974-nucleotide messenger RNA. Its product is annotated as protein quiver-like. The record is from RefSeq and is a predicted model, not a curated record. The transcript is spliced from 3 exons. The coding region runs from base 234 to 677 and encodes 147 amino acids. Gene Ontology annotation, biological process: positive regulation of voltage-gated potassium channel activity; regulation of synaptic transmission, cholinergic; sleep. NCBI's taxonomy places the organism in Eukaryota, Metazoa, Mollusca, Bivalvia, Myida, Myidae.
UUCCAACCGAGUGGAUUACAAAUGAUCGUUGGUUAAAAGAAUUUAGUAGUACACACAUUUAUAAAUACGUUUAUCUCUGGCGUUAGCCCUGUGCCAUUGAAUGGGUUUAUGUUUAAAAGUUUCGACUACUGGACCUUUUUCGAUAGUUGUUCAUAUACAUAUUUUUGUUAAAACAAAGUUGGAAUAUCUUCCUUUGUAUUAUUCUAGAAGAAUAUUUAUUAAGCAAUACAACCAUGAAAAAAAUCGCGGUUUUGAUGAUGUACUCACUUUUGCUAGCAACAGUCCAGCUUACUUCUAGCCAGGCAGUACCCUCGACAACAACAGGAACAACAAAAGCCCCAGUGUUUUGUUACACGUGUAACACCAGGGUCGGAGAGCCUUGUGCAGACACAUUCAACAAAAAAACGCUGACACCGCAAUAUUGUGAGGGCGUAUGUGUAAAGGAAAAGAUUACCAAGGAAGACAACAGUUAUACUAUUGGUGUUCGUCGCAGUUGCCUACCGGACACACAGAUUGUGGCAGACGAGUGUUCGGAUGUCCCCGGAAGUGUUGGAACCGUAGGGAUUCGGUGCCGGUGUAAGAAUGACCGUUGUAAUAGUAGUAUUGUCCAUGUCACCACAGUGUCUGUUUGGAUGGCAGUUCUUACUGUGUGGAUCUUACGAAACACUUGUGAAUGACUGUGUUGCCAACGAAAACUAUGAACAUUUCAGAAGGAUUGAAAAUAGCUGAAUUCACAAUUGCAUUGGUCUAAAUUACAUCCUACAUGUACAAUGCUAGAUUUAAAGUUGGUGUAUUAACCAAACUUAAAACAAGGUACUUGGAAGCUUAUUAGAUUAAUGAGAAAUUGAUUUAUUGGUUAAGACUGAUUUUGUAUAAUUGAGGUGUGUGCACGCGCCCGUGCGUGCCUGCGUGCGUGUGUGCUUACAAAAUCAGCAAAUAAUUUAUUAAGUUUGUUACAAUAAAAUUUAACCUUC